Messenger RNA from Caenorhabditis briggsae, 1194 nucleotides. The record is from RefSeq and is a predicted model, not a curated record. Lineage: Eukaryota; Metazoa; Nematoda; Chromadorea; Rhabditida; Rhabditidae. Bases 1 to 1194 code for a protein of 397 amino acids. The transcript has 5 exons.
AUGAAGGAUGCAGUUGAAACUCUCGAAGACAUAAUUGAUCUGGCGGAUGAAGUUGAAAAAGCAAAAAAGGAUAAAGUGAUGGAUGACCUAGUCAAGUUUUGGAAAGAUAGUGUGGAAUAUGCAAAGGAGUUGAAAAAGGUGGAUAAAGCGAUGAAGAAGUUUGCAAAGGAAGUGGAGGAAUCGGAACCGGAUUGGAAGAUGUUUAGACAGCUGGAUUAUAUGGAACCCCUUCUGGAAAAAUCUAUUGCUGGAAUUGAGGACUUGGCAGGGCUUAAUCAGGUUCAUGAGCUUCGGAAUGAAGUAGAGACAAUUAUAAAAUCGGAGAAAACGGUCACUGAAGUCAUCAAAUAUGUGAAGGGUCCAACAGAAAUAAUUAUUCUAGAUGUCGUCUUUAAAGACUUCAGAAAAUCUGCCAAAAAUCUAACCCUUAUUACUAUGCAAGAUGCUCGUCUCCCAAUGAACGCAAUGGAUUCCAAGGGUCAAACUGGUUUGUAUAAAGCAGUUUUGGCGAAGAAAUGGUACAGAGUAAAGGAUCUUUUGGAAAAUGGAGCACUGGUUGAUGCGACAUGUGGACCGUAUCUCAGAACUGCACUAUUUGAAUUGGUACUGAUGAAAGAUAAAGAACAUGCGAAGGACUUUCUGGAUGCUGGAGCUUAUAUUUUACAACCGGAUGUGGCUGGAUAUUAUCCUGAACAAUAUGCAGAUGAGGGUGGAUUCAUGUUACUGUUUGAUGGAUAUUCCAAAGAGAAUCAGAGGAAACGAGUCAUCCCUCCCAACACGCCAAGACCAUAUAAAAUUCUAGUGGUUGACAAAGAUUACAUCCCUAGUAAUGAACGGAAAAAUCUGCCCAAGAGAAUCAGAAAAAAGAUCACAUGGGGAUACAAUGAGUCUAUGGAUUUGAAUAAGUUCACUCAUAUUGUGGUCCCUCAGAAAUAUAGCAAAAAAGAGAACAUCUUGACAUUGGAAGACGAUGAUUUGUUCAUUUGGAAAUCUUGGAAAACGGAAACCGAGAAGUACUCUUUGGCUCCGUUCCGAUUUGUUUUGGAGUGCAUUGCACGUUAUCAAAUUUUGCCAAUUGGAAGUACAGUAAUCCAGAUGAACGAGGAAAAUGGAGCAGAUGGGGUAGAAGGCACGAAAUCAAAAGAAGCGGUGAAUGUUCCAACGACGCCGACUAACGUCGAACCCACACCUUGA